Prorocentrum cordatum is the source of this 1530-nucleotide messenger RNA. The record is from the annotation of a GenBank genome assembly. NCBI's taxonomy places the organism in Eukaryota, Dinophyceae, Prorocentrales, Prorocentraceae.
AUGAAGCCGUGGCGGCGGCGCGCGGGCUGCUCCCGCGGGCCGACGGGGCUCCGCCGCAAGAAUGUCGACCUCGACCUCCGGGCCCUCGUCGAGGCAGGCGGGCAUGGCGCAGGCAAGGUCAUCCAGCGCGCAACGUUGCAGGCGCUGGAGGUUGGCGGGCCCAGGGAGGUGAGCACGGAGGGCGAGCCCGCCCCCCAGGGGGGCGGAUCUGGUGUGAGGAUCAAUGGGGCGAAGGGCGCCGUGGGUCUCCUGGCGCUCAAGAGGGUCUUCGGGCGAGAGCCGCAGAAGCGACCCGCCCGCGCGUGCGCGGUGGCUUCGGGGGAGUCGCCGGCGGCGCAGGGUCAGCGCGUCCGUCGCCUAUCAGUCCAGGCUCUCGCUAGGGCGCCCUGCGGGCGUGGCGACGCAAUGCCAGCUGAUCGCUGGCAUAUCCACAGGGCCCUAGCAGGGCUCAUGAGCGAUUCAUUCUGGGGAUGUGGCGCGCCUUUUGUGGACCUUGCAACGCUUGCCGCAGACGACCUCCGCAUCCCAUUCAAGGGUGCGACGAUCGUGCGCCAGGAGCCCUUCGCGCUGCCCGAGUUCCGCGCCGCGCGCUGUGGUGGGCGACCCGGGCCGAGGGUAAUCAUCGACUGGUGGCGGCGCAACUUCCUCGAGAACUCCCUGAGGGAGGUCUUCUGCGAGUGUGCCGUGUCGCAGAGAGGCCGUUCUUGGCUCAGGGCCGACGAGCUGCUGGAGCACGGGGUCUCCCACGAGGUGCCGUCGCUGGUGGGGGGCGCCGUUCGGCGCAUGGCGUCGCCAGACGGCCGCGGCCAGGCCUGCGCUCCCGGCGUGGUCGGCGCCGACGACCGCCCCAGGACCCCCAGACUGGGCGCCGGCCCCGAGGGAGACCCCCUGGCGGGGCCUGCCGCGCUCACCUCCGCCGGGGGGUGGGACUCGGCCGACGCCGCGGCGCCGCUGCGCCAUGCCGAGCACGGGGUGCCGCGCGAGCUGCUCGCCCUCGUCAAGGGGUCCAUCAAGCGCAGGCACCUGGCCGCCGCGCCGCCUGCCCUCGGGCUCUUGUUGAGUGCUGACGGCCCUGGGUCUGGGGCUCCCGCGUCGCCCGCGCCGGAGCUCUCGUCGAUGGCGGCCGGGGCCGUCCCCUCGACCCGGCGGCUCGGGGCAGAGCGCCCGGCCCUCGAGGGGUGCGGCCGCGCCGCCGUGUCCGCCACGGCGACGUUCUCUAGUCAUGACUCUGGCAAGCGUGUGCAGUCCUCGGAGGCCUUCGAGUCCACCUCGCCGGUGGUUUUGAUGUGCAGGACCGUGCCUGUCUCUGUGUCUCAGCCUGAACGUGUUCGGCUCGUGUUGGAUGCGCUGUCAAGGUCUUGCGUCUGCCAGCCCGUGGGUGCCUUCGCCAUUCUUUUUGCUAUUGUCAGUUUCUCGCUCCGCGUGUUGUUUCAGGAUGCCGAGGGCGCCACGGAGUGCGUGGCGCAUUCGUCGACGGAGAUGGCGGCCACCAAUCCGGUGGAGGAGCUCUACAGGCGGCCCCAGCCAUGA